Molecule: messenger RNA, 1812 nt
Organism: Clarias gariepinus (North African catfish)
Lineage: Eukaryota; Metazoa; Chordata; Actinopteri; Siluriformes; Clariidae
Product: EF-hand and coiled-coil domain-containing protein 1
Exons: 7
Coding region: 20-1708 (562 amino acids)
Source: RefSeq, a predicted model, not a curated record
ACCAUUACUACCGAAGCCAAUGUCUCGCGCGUUUGCGGCACCGCAACCGAUCCGCGCCGCGCGCAAAACCGAGUGGCUCCGCUGCGCGCUCGCGCAUCACUUCUCCCGUGAGCCCGGGGUCGAGAACGAGAUCGUGGUGCUGGCCACCGGCAUCGACCAGUACCUACAGGAGGUCUUUCACCAUCUCGCCUACUCCAGCCGGAGCAGCACCAGCGAUGUGGUGUCCGAGCAGGACUUCCGGCUGCUCUGCUCGGUACUCGGUGUGAGCGCGGAGGAGGACGAGGAGGACGAUGAGGAUGAGGUCUGCUCCGCGCUUCCGCCCGCGCUCAGUUUCAGGGAGUUUCACGCGCGUCUUUGCGCGUUCUUCGCCGUCCGAGCGCGCGACGCACAGACAUCCCUGCGGCUGCCGGUCACCGUGGAAACCGAGCACGUGGAGCGCGAGAUCAGGCUCCGGUGGCCGCGAGUGCGGCGGAGAAAGUGCGUCAGUUUCGACUUGACUCGGGACGGUGCUGCGAACAGGGCAUCACGUGACAGGAUGGAACCCGCGAACCCGUGCUCAACGGAAGCAGGACAGAGAUCAUGUCAGGAGCAGGUGGAGAUGGAGAAUGCCAGUCUGAGAGAGCUCGUGGAAGACCUGCGCUCCGCUCUCCAGAGCAGUGACGCUCGCUGCAUGUCCCUCGAAGUAGCUCUGAGGAGAGAACGUCUGAACACACUAAGCAAAAGCUCUCCACAAAUCACUGAAAGGCAAACCUGCUUUGCUGGCAGUGAGCCCAAACACAAGCCAAGUAAACAAUCCAGACGCACAAAGGACCUGCUUCGAGAGCUAGAGCUGAUCCGUGCUUCCCGUGACGGCCAGCUGGAGGAGGCGAUGAGGUUCAGCCAGAGGCUGGAAGAGGAGCUUAUGUCUGCGUAUGGCGAGGUCAGCAAGCUGGAGGACACAGUGGCGAGGCUGAGAAAAGAGAGCACUGAGAUCAAGAGGCGGGCAGAGGAGGCAAGAGCAGCUCUCUCUGCAGGCCUGACGAGGGUCAGAGACAUCCAGGACAAAGCGCAGCAAGUCAGGCCACUGCAGGAGAAAGUCCGAAACCUUGAGGAAGAAUUGGAGACAUUCAGAUCUCAAUGCACCUGUAAGAGAAGUCCUGAACCUCCAGUUGAGUCCAUGAAAUCCACAGCACGUGUAAUUCCCACAGGCCAAGAUGAAAUUCUAAACAGAGGAGAGGAAGGCCUGCAGAGGGCAGUAGAGGGCCAAGCAGCCUCAGAUGAGGAGGAGGAGGUGAGGGUGAAGGAGGAAGGCCAAUGCUGUUUGCUGGAGGUGAAGCGACUUAUUAACAAACUUCAUAACUGUGCAAAGGGUAGGUGUCAGAAGAUGGCGUUAUGUCAUCUGCUUCUCUGUCAUCUGUCAUCUGAUCAGAUCAGCUGUACUGGUCAACCAGAGUCAAAGAUGAAGGAACGAAGGCACCAUGUGCUUCUGGAUGAAAACAAAAUGCAUAAAAGAAUCUCACAGAGAACCCUAAGUAGAAUCCUGCUGAACAUGCUAGAUCUGUGUAACACAAAAGGCCAAGAAUCGAUUCCCAUCAUCCAGGUCGUGGACGCACUUUGUCAGCAGUUAGACUCUAAUGAGCUGAUCUGUUUGGAGGGAGAUUUUACAACGUGGCAAGGUGGGAACCCACAUCACCGAAACACCACAAACCCCCUCCUCAUCUCCUGCUGAAAGACUCGACUGAUUCAUCCCAGACAUUUUGAGGAAGAGCCCUAAACCCUUAAAGAGUAACAUCUGGACAAAUGUAUCAAAUUAAAUUUGUGUGUAUUUGUAAU